UUGGAUGCAUUUGUCACCGGAUACGAUGAACAUGGUGGAUGAUGGCUGCCUCUCAACAGACAACUACCACGAUCUGGGUAAAGGUGGCGCGUCGGGGAUGGGAGGCCGCGUCCACAGCAUCGACGUGAUUCUGGGCUUCAGUAAAGACCAGGAUCCUCUGCUCAACCCGGUCGGGCCUGUCGGCACACACAAAGUGGAUGGAUCAGAUCUGGGAGAAGAAGAGAAACAAGUGACCUCUGACCCCUACGGUCACCUGCAAAGUCUUCCAGAUAAUUCACAGCAGUCAGCGUAUCACGAUACUGGACUUUACUCCACAGAGAAAUGCGACGCAGAUUUGGGAGAUCCACGGAGCAACGUGGAGAGCGACAGUCACUCACCGGACGCUCCUGAUGAGGAUCAACCUAAAAAGAAACACAGACGCAACAGAACCACCUUCACCACCUAUCAGUUACACGAGCUGGAGCGCGCUUUUGAGAAAUCCCACUACCCGGAUGUGUACAGUCGAGAAGAGCUGGCUAUGAAAGUCAACCUCCCAGAAGUUCGCGUUCAGGUUUGGUUCCAGAAUCGACGUGCAAAAUGGAGGCGACAAGAAAAAAUGGACACGGGAAGCAUGAAGCUCCAUGACUCGCCUAUGCUGUCCUUCAACCGACCGGCCAUGGCGCCCAACGUAGGGCCAAUGACUAACUCGCUUCCUCUGGACCCCUGGUUGUCCUCUCCGCUCUCCAGUGCCACUCCCAUGCACAGCAUCCCGGGCUUCAUGGGACCCGGCCAAAGCCUCCAGCCCACCUAUACGGGCCAUCCUGGCUUCCUGAACACUUCUCCAGGCAUGGUGCAGGGAAUGCAACCCAUGCCACCACCUCCUUACCAGUGUCCUCCAGCAUUUAAUGACAAAUACCCAAUGGAAGACGUGGACCGCAGCUCUAGCAUCGCAGCUUUGAGGAUGAAGGCCAAGGAGCACAUUCAGUCCAUGGACAAAACCUGGCAACCCAUGUAA
Onychostoma macrolepis is the source of this 994-nucleotide messenger RNA. It is a transcript of the gene rx2, whose product is annotated as retinal homeobox gene 2. Gene Ontology annotation, biological process: positive regulation of transcription by RNA polymerase II. The transcript has 3 exons. NCBI's taxonomy places the organism in Eukaryota, Metazoa, Chordata, Actinopteri, Cypriniformes, Cyprinidae. Bases 5 to 994 code for a protein of 329 amino acids. Gene Ontology annotation, molecular function: RNA polymerase II cis-regulatory region sequence-specific DNA binding; DNA-binding transcription factor activity, RNA polymerase II-specific. The record is from RefSeq and is a predicted model, not a curated record.